Molecule: messenger RNA, 2298 nt
Organism: Dendroctonus ponderosae (mountain pine beetle)
Lineage: Eukaryota; Metazoa; Arthropoda; Insecta; Coleoptera; Curculionidae
Product: ATP-binding cassette sub-family G member 5
Exons: 12
Coding region: 181-2079 (632 amino acids)
Cellular component (GO): plasma membrane
Molecular function (GO): ATP binding; ATP hydrolysis activity
Source: RefSeq, a predicted model, not a curated record
GAUUCCCCACCGCUCGAAAGUUGACUUCGCGAUCAGUUACCUGUGAAGAACAUCGCAGGUAGAACGAUCAGGGUUCGAAGGACCAUUUGAAAUGUAAAUAUUGGGCAGGUGGUUCUGGUGUUUGUGUGGAACCUGUGCGAGCAACAGGUUGGGGUUGGAAAGUGAAAAGGCGGCUAAAAAAUGAUCGGCAGCGAUUAUACGUUGGAUUUAGCCAACGUCUUCUACUCGGGACAGGUAAGUGUUCGGCUAAUCGUAGGUGUUCCCACAGGAAUAAUCCUCAAAGAUGUUUCAAUGACUGUCCAUUCUGGGGAGGUGCUGGCCGUGUUGGGGUCCAAAGGAAGCGGCAAAAAGGCGCUCUUGGACGUGAUUUCCAGACGAGUCCAAGGGCCAGUGAGGGGGCAGAUUUUGCUGAACAACCAGCCGAUGACUGUCUGCCUUUUCCAGCAAAGAUGUGGAUAUGUUACGCAUAAGUGCGACCUCAUUGAAGGGCUUACAGUUGAACAGACCCUGUACUACACCCCUACAAGGCUGACAGGAUACUUGAAGAAAUCCAAAGUGAAGCAAGUGAUGGCCGACUUGGCGCUUUCGCAGGUGUCCAAUCGGUGCAUCGAAAAUUUAACCAAAAGCGAAUAUCGACGUCUGAUGAUCGGCAUCCAGCUCAUCAAAGACCCUGUUGUCCUGCUGCUGGACGAACCAACGUGGGAUCUGAAUCCAUUGAACACUUACCUGGUGGUCUCAAUUCUGUCCAAUGCGGCCAAAAAAUAUGGAUCAGCAGUGAUACUUACAAUGGAAAAGCCCCGAUCCGAUGUCUUUCCUUUUUUGGAUCGGGUGCUGUAUUUGUGCUUAGGCGACACUGUAUAUGCAGGCGGAACUAGACAAAUGCUGGAGUAUUUUGACGCCAUCGAAUUCCCGUGCCCUCAACUGGAAAAUCCUCUAAUGUAUUAUCUGUGUCUUUCGACGGUGGAUCGCCGCUCCCGAGAGCGAUUCCUCGAAAGCAACCACCAAAUCGCCGAGUUGGUGGAAAAAUUCAAAAUCGAAGGGGGCGGGUACCGAAAGGGCACCACCAUCGGCCCCACGCCCCCCGAAUAUAAAAUUCCACUUCUUUUGGGGAAAAUCGGCUCUUGCGGCGUCGCCUGGACGGUUUACAUGCGACUGCUGGCAGCCACGUUGUCAUUCAAGAAAAGCGGAUUAAAACAGUUUGGCUUGCGCCUGUUUCUGGUGCCGCUUUACUUUGCCAUUUUAUGGCUUUUCUACAACCGGAUGGGGCUGUUUCAGCACACAUUUGCCUCCAGGAGCGGAUUGAUUCUCAACAGUCUGGCUGGGGUGUAUUUUUUGGGCGUCCUCAACACUGUAGUGCUCUAUCCCACAUAUCGAACGCGAUAUUUCCAGGAGUCGCAAGAAGGGCUUUAUGGAGGCACCAUAUUUCUAAUCACCUACAAUUUGCUGUCGAUUCCAUUCUCUUUUAUCUCCUGUCUGGGGGCAGGCGCCAUCGUAUAUCCCCUUGUAGGCUCCUUCGACAACCUCUUGGAGUACUUGUUCUUCUCGCUGAUCCUGUGGGCCUGCUACAUUUUUGCUGAGCAGCAGACGAUGGCCACCUUGAUGAUCGUCAAAGACCAUCUACUGGCUGCCAUCUUCAACAUCUACAUCAUUUGCGUUUGCCUAACUCUGAGCAGUGGGAUUCUUCGAUCCAUCAAGGGGCUGCAGGAUUGGCUGUUCUACUUGACGUACGCCACCCAGUCUAGAUAUGCGGCCGCUUUCCUAAACAGGCAGGUCUUCCUGGCUGGGGACUUGAGCAAGCCACUGCCUUUCGACCAGCAGCAUAAUUGUACCAACAUGAAUCUGAUAGAAUCGUCGCUUUUGAAUGGCAUCACCAACCCUUAUUGCAGAUACGCCAGUGGGCAGAGUUUCCUUUCGGAAAGGUAUGCCCGAGAUCCAGGCGAUAAUAUUUUCAAUGGGAUUCUGGAUUCUGACCUGAACAUUGGGAUUACGUUUGCCUUCACUUUGGGCAUGAUUGUUUUCAAUUUGUUUCUCUAUUUAGUCCCACUUCCCGCGUUUGUUAAAGCCAAGUUUCGAGAGUAACUUGGCGAAUUUAUCUUUAUAAACUAGGUUUAGGUAUUUUAUGCUAGACUAAGAGUAUUUUAAAAUGUGAUAUAUUUGAGCAACAAGCCUUAUCGUAGUCCGUCCAUUAACUGUAAGGUUUUGUGAGCAAUUUUAAUCUUAAGGCUAUUUUUAUGUUAAAAUACACUAACCGCUAAGGAUGUAAAGACGCAACUUGCAAAUAAAUGUAUGUUUAUUGGU